Molecule: messenger RNA, 1309 nt
Organism: Helianthus annuus (common sunflower)
Lineage: Eukaryota; Viridiplantae; Streptophyta; Magnoliopsida; Asterales; Asteraceae
Exons: 3
Coding region: 229-1038 (269 amino acids)
Molecular function (GO): protein binding
Source: RefSeq, a predicted model, not a curated record
AUCCAUCCCCAUGCAUCCCCUCUUUUUUAACCUCAAGAACCUACACUUCCGUUAUCUCACACUAACGCCGGCUACUCCACCGGGUCUGCCCUCACGUGCAUACCACGUGUCCUGCAUUCUAAUCAACUCCGUCAACUAACGGCUUCAUUAUGCACUAUACAAAGUUAUUACAACCUCUAACAAACUACAUCUGUUCUUAAACUUCUAACAGAAUUUUAAAGAAAAACGAUGUCAUCUAUUCUUUUCCGGACCGGUUCUGGGACGGUUAACCGGUCUAUAUCGCCUGGUUCUGUCCCACUACGACACGGUUCCUUUUCUAGUUGUGAGAAGUUUGAGUUUUCGCCUUUGAAGGUGACCAAUCUACGCAGACUCAACAGAGCUAUAUCGGAGCCUAAAACUAUUUCUAGAUUAAUGUCAAUAAAUACCGGAUCACAGACAUUUCCUGAAAUGUUAUCCGAGGUGGAUGAGGAGUUGUUGCAGGAUGAUUAUUCUUUUGGAUCGUUGAAGUUAGCAGAGAAAUGUUUUGAUCGGAUGGUUGGGAUUUCGGCUGGUGGAAUCGCAGCCAAGGAGGCGCAGUUUAGUGGAGUUGGUAGUGGAAGCGGACGAGGUCACGAUGGUUUUGGUUCAGGGCGAUUUUCGGGUGGAAGUAACAAUAAGAACGAAGGGAAGAAAAUUGGCGCGCGUUAUAGGAAACUGUUGGAGUCGAACCCUAACGAUCCUCUUCUUCUUAGAAAUUAUGGCAAAUUCUUACAUGAGGUAGAAGGAGACAUUGUUAAAGCAGAGGAGUAUUACGGAAGAGCAAUACUAGCGAGUCCUGGAGACGGGGAGCUUCUAUCGUUGUACGGCAAAUUAAUUUGGGAAGUACAUGGAGAUGGAGAGAGAGCACAAUUUUACUUAGAUCAGGCCGUUAGCGCCUCUCCUGAUGAUUGUAUGGUGAUGGGAUCAUACGCGCAAUUUAUGUGGGAAGUAGAAGAAGAUGAAGACAUUGAAGAAGAAUCCGGAUCUAAGGUGUUGGUUCCUGCAGCGAAAGCGAUAUGAUGGUUGCAGCUUUGCAAAUUUGGAUCGAGCUUAUUUCGGAUCAUCUCUGUAGGAUGGAUUGACUAUUGAGGAAUAGUUGGUAAUGAUGUUUAAUUAUGUGAAGCAAAGUACCUAGAUUAACAAGUAAUAAAUUGGAAUGAUCAUCUAACAUGAUAUAUAGCUCAAGAUGAUGUUCCUAGCUUGAGAGAUUUGAAAGCGUCUUCUAUUUUAAAUUUGCUUGUACAUAAUGGGAGGGUUAUGACUUAUGGCCAAUCUGUUUAAUAAAAUCAGA